Colletotrichum spaethianum is the source of this 1413-nucleotide messenger RNA. Its product is annotated as putative glutamate carboxypeptidase. The record is from RefSeq and is a predicted model, not a curated record. Lineage: Eukaryota; Fungi; Ascomycota; Sordariomycetes; Glomerellales; Glomerellaceae. Bases 1 to 1413 code for a protein of 470 amino acids. The transcript is spliced from 5 exons. Gene Ontology annotation, molecular function: RNA binding; glutamate 5-kinase activity; ATP binding. Gene Ontology annotation, cellular component: cytoplasm; cytosol.
AUGAAGCACCGUGAGGGCAGGAAACCUCUGACGGUGGUGCUAAAGCUGGGUACCAGCUCCAUUGUUGAUGAAAAGACCCAUCAGCCCCUCCUAUCUAUUCUCAGUCUGAUUGUCGAGACGGCGGUGAAGUUGAGGAAAGAUGGCCAUAGGGUGGUCAUUGUCUCAUCCGGCGCCAUUGGCGUCGGUCUUCUUCGCAUGGAAAUGGACAGACGGCCGAAGCACUUGUCAACGCUACAGGCGUUAGCAGCCAUCGGCCAGUGCAGACUCAUCAGUCUGUGGGACGAUUUGUUCAGUCACUUUAGACAACCCGUCGCCCAGAUUCUGCUCACUCGAAACGACAUAGCAGAUCGAACACGAUACCUCAAUGCUCAAAACACGUUCAACGAGCUCCUCGACAUGGGUGUCAUCCCCAUCGUUAACGAGAACGAUACCCUGGCGGUGUCAGAAAUCAAGUUUGGCGACAAUGACACCCUCUCCGCCAUCGCCGCCGGCAUGGUCCACGCCGACAUGCUUUUCCUCAUGACCGACGUGGAUUGUCUCUACGACAAGAACCCCAGAACCCACCCUGACGCCCAAGCCAUUGAGGUAGUCGAGGACAUAUCCAGCAUUCAAGCGGAUGCCGGCUCCGCCCUCGGCACCGGCGGCAUGAUGACCAAGAUCGUCGCCGCGAGGCUAGCAACCUCCGCAGGCGUGACGACCGUCAUUACCCGCUCCUCCAACCCGGGCAACAUUGUCAAGAUAGUGCGCUAUGUCCAGGCCCAGCAAAAGUCCUCCCCGCGCUUAGAUGCCACCACAAUCCAAGACGGCGAAGACCACGACACCGACCACGAGCACAACGACCAUACCGAAGACCCCCUGUCCCAGUCCACCGCCUCCCUACGCCUCGACCAGUCCGUUGAGAAGCCCCCUUUGCAUACCCGCUUCCUCCCCUCCUCGGAGCCGAUCCGCGACCGCCACUUUUGGCUCAUCCACGGCCUCAAGCCCCACGGCACGCUGUACAUCGACGCCGGCGCCCACAGUGCCCUGCUCCGCAAGGCCGGGCUGCUCCCGGCCGGUGUGCUCGACGUCGAGGGCAACUUUGCGCAGCAGGAGGCCGUCCGCCUCGUCGUCGUGGACCGGCUGCACUGUUCGAGCGCGAACCAGAGCGGCAAGCUGUGGGGCGGCACGCCAGUCGAGGUCGGCCGCGCGCUGGUCAACUACGCCGCGCCCGAGAUCAUGCGCAUCAAGGGCCACCAGAGCUCGGACAUCGGAGGGCUGCUGGGGUACGCCGAUAGCGAGUACGUGGCGGAGAGGCAGCACAUUCGCAUCUUUAGCCGCGAGAGCCGGCCGGUGACGCCGAGCAUCGAGAAGGCCAAGGAGCAGAUUGUCGAGGAGGUGAUUUCAGGGAUCACCGGGUAUGAGCAGAAGACGUAA